Molecule: messenger RNA, 411 nt
Organism: Laccaria bicolor S238N-H82
Lineage: Eukaryota; Fungi; Basidiomycota; Agaricomycetes; Agaricales; Hydnangiaceae
Exons: 3
Coding region: 1-411 (136 amino acids)
Source: RefSeq, a predicted model, not a curated record
AUGCCGAGGAUGGGAAAGUCGUGGCACGCCCGGCGUGUGUUCCAGCAUGAGAACAAGGAUGCCAUCAAUACCGAAGCGAAAAGGCUUUGUGCCGAAGCCAUUGAAGAGGGACAAAAGAGGCCUAAAGGGGGAGAUCCCACUCAUUUUGAUUUUCGGGAGCGGGUCGUGACUCAAAUGAUGGGAAAACUGAAGAAAAGGGAGAAAGACGUACUGCAGAGGACGGCCGAGGAGUACAACAAGAAGGGAGUUGACCCGGAACUCAAGUCCAAUGAAGCCUCUGCUCUCUCUCUCCUCAAAUUGUUUGCUAGCCCUGUCCUAGAAACAUCCCUCAACAUUUCCAGAGUGUUAUCGAUCCAUGUAUACCAAUCAUGCUCCGGCCUUGCCGGGGCGAUUGGUAUACUCUCAAUGUAA